Molecule: messenger RNA, 3303 nt
Organism: Aphanomyces invadans
Lineage: Eukaryota; Oomycota; Saprolegniomycetes; Saprolegniales; Verrucalvaceae
Exons: 4
Coding region: 43-1791 (582 amino acids)
Source: RefSeq, a predicted model, not a curated record
GUUUGCCAGGCGCCUGGCCAGAGGCAUCGCGGCACCCGUGCCAUGGACGCGAUGAAAGCGUCGGGGGUCGGCGUCGACUUCACGCAGCUGCAAAAGGAAUAUCGCAACAUGGAGAUGAACCGAAAGUCGUACUCGGACGAGUCGCACCAAGUGAUGCGCCGGCAGCAGACUGUGAUUGAAAAGCUCAAGCGGGACAACGAAGACAUGAAGAACGAACUUGCGCUCGCGACGCGACACAUUACCGAAUCGAGCGCAACUGCGCAGCAGGAAAGCAUCAACAGGAUGCAGGACCAAAUUGACACGUAUGUCAAGAAGAUCGCGGCCGAGACGAAGCACUCGGAGACGUUGGCGCAGCAGAUCACGAUCAUGAAGCACAAGGUGCUGCACCAGAAGAAGCACAUGGGUGGCGUGAAUGCAGCCAAGGAGAAUCACCACAUGGUGAACAAGCAGAUUCGAAUCUUGGAGAAUCGGCUGGACAAGUCACUCGUCAAGUUCAACGAAGCGCUGGCCCAAAACAAGAUCCUACGCGAAGAAAUCGACAACCUCCGGCGAGAGCGCAUGAUUUUCGACAACAUUUACCGCAAGCUAGAAAAAGACCACAACGAGCGCAAGAAGCAGAUGGCCAACAUCAUCGAGCUAAGCAACUUGAGCUACGAACAGCGCGACUCGGCCCAGAUGGAAAUUAAAGCUAUCGAGCAAGUAAACCGACAAGAAGCCGAGGAACACCGUCGUCAGAUUGGAGAGCUCCUGGACAAGAUCGAAGAGUCCAAGCGGAGGGCCGACAUGGCUCGGGAAGCACAGAUUCGCGAGUCGCAACGACGAGAGAGCGCGGCGCACAUGGGAGACGACGACAGCGGGACGCUCAAGCGCAAGCUCCAGCGGCAGCAAUGGGGUGUGGCAAAGGACAAAGUUCACGUCCAGGUCAGUGUCGAACGUGUGCAAAACUACGAGGAAGUGUUUGCCAAGAUCAAGGCCGCGACGGGUAUCACGGACAUUGAAGAGCUCGUCACGACCUUUAUCAAGAACGAAGACCAGAACUUUUCCUUGUUCAAUUACGUCAACGAGCAAACAAACGAGAUCGAGAAACUGCAAGACCACAUCGAGUCGCUCAAAGCGGAGGAGGCCAAGUACUCGGAAGACACUGGCGACGACGCGCACCAGCACAAGCAACUGCUCAAAGAGCUCGAGUCAAAGCUCACGGCGACCGAGCACGCAGCUGACAAGUACGAGGCCAAGUACAACGAAGCGCAGAAGAACAUCAAUGCGGUCAAGAUCGCGAUCCACGUCCUGUUUGCCAAGAUCGGAUGCAAUGCCCAAGCAAUGUGCGAAAUGCUCGGCGACAACAUCGUGACGGAAGUCAACAUGAUGCAGUACCUCGGCAUGAUCGAACAGCGCACAAACGAAAUCCUCCAUCUCUACGCGGCGUUCCAAAAGUCCCGCAACGCAAGCGUCGAUGUCCCGAUCGACGCGACGGCCGCCCUGCCGACAGCCCAUGCCACUGGAUCGACUGCGGCCACGGCACCUGGCCAUGGAGUUUCAUCGCACCUCCUCCACGCGGUCUUGGGGAUCGGCCCCACCGCGCCGAUGGGCGGCGAUCCGCUUCAGAUCAACCCGCCAAACCUCGAAGACUACUCGUCCGACGAAGAGGAAAGCAUCGAGCAGACAGAUCAGAUGCACCCGUUAUCACGCGACGAACUCAAGCUCAAGACGCUCAAGGGGCUUCGUCGCAUCAGCGCCAACCCGUCGGCUGCGUCGAAGUAUGCUGCCUCUCCCAACAAAAAAAAAGGAUAGCAAAAAACCCAAGUGGCGCUCUACGCAUUCAACUCUUGUGUCCCAAGCGUAUGCAGGGGUGAUAGGGCGCGGUAUGCAGCGCCAACAGUCUCGACGUCAUCGUAGUCGUCGCGGUAAAAGAAUAACUUGGAGUACGGGCGCCGAGGGUCGAGCGACUUAGCGCAGAACGGACAGAUACUCUUGCCCGUCGUGGCAAGUCGGAGGGCGGCCGAUUCUGCCGCAAGCGCCGCGUCAACCAUGUGGCCACAAGGGUUGAAGACACAGUCGGGGACCUGUUCGUGGUCCAGUGUGCUGGUGAGUAAACGCUGGCCAUGCCGAGUUGCCACGCGAAGUGGCACCAACGUACUGGGCGUGCGGCAGAGGGGGCAUUGCUGUGUACUGGCCAUGCGAGCAUUGUACCCGCACACGUGCCCGCACGCAGGGUAAACGUGUGGCUGGAAUGCACUGGGGAUUCCGUCUUGUGGUGAAGGCUCGUGAUGAUGUCGCUUGGAGUGAAUCGGUGGGUACGGUCCAAACUGCAGCGGGUGAAGGUGCACCGGACAGUGCACACGAAGCGACUCGAGGCGCAGAGCUAGCGACCCCGGGGGCGCAUUGUUUGAACUGGGGUAGAUAAACUUGACGUGGACACCGCCCAAGUCGAGAAUGCAUCCGUGGGUCAACACGGCUUCCAUUGCGAUAGGCGCGCCAGUCGGCCGCGCGAACGCUGCAGUGGACGAUGACGACGACGCCGUCGAGACCGCAUAGAUCUGUCCAUGCACAGACACCUCAACCCACGACUGGGUUUCAGGACGCCACAAGCGCACGCCGUUACGUGUCAAUGCGUCGACAGGCUGGAUCGAGUUGGUGAAGCCAAACGCCGUCACAGUGUUUUCGUGAUUUGCGCCCAACACACGAUUGGAGACUAUCGUGGAAGCAAUGCAUUUGCAAGUUGACGACGAGGACGACCAUCGCUGGCAGGAUCGGCAGAACUUGGGGGCGUUCAUGGGCACUGCAACGUGAUGGUCGGUGUCAAAUCCGCCGGCAAAGACGCGGCAUGUGUAGGGUGGUGCACGGUCGCACAUAAUUCGCGCCGCAAAGCGAGACAUCGUUCCCUUGUCGCCGUGUAGAUGGCCAGGUACAACAAAGUCAUUGUGGGGGGAUGGCUGCCGGCCUAGCUGAAACAAGUCGAACAUGGACGAUUCCACCAACUCUGUCGCCACGGUCGUUGUGGCCGAGACAGGUAUGCACACGAACUUGGUCGAUUUGCCUGUGGCGAGCGCUUGUUGCAACCCAUGCGUGAGCUCUCGUUUUUGAAGACGUGAUUCGACGAAAACGACACGCUCAGGAACGAGCGCGUUGGGAGUGGAACGCCUGGUGAGGCAAAACCGGGUGUUUGGUGCCCCAACGGGAAGCCAGUGGCCUCUGGUGGCCGCCGCGCCUUGUCUCUUGUAGCUGCUGUACCCAAGAACAACGAGCUCGCCGUAGCGCACGGCAGGGCCGCUGCGACCCACCUCAGUCAUUACAAAGUGUGCC